CAUUUUUUUUUUUAAGUAAACUCUACCUCCAACGUGAGACUUACACUCACAACCCCAAGAUCCAGAGUCGCAUGCUCUUGUGACUGAGCCAGCCAGGCGCCUCAAGGCACUUUCUACAUAGCAUCUAGUUCUUAAGAUUUCAGAGUAUUUGACCAAAUCCAAAAUUGCCUUUUGGACAUAUCUCUGGGUUCUUCAGCUCCCUCCUGCCCUGCUUGGUAGUGGGGCUGAUGGGUGCGCACGGAAGUGUCAUGGCUCAGACCCGAGGAAGGUUCCAUGUCACCUUCUGUAUCAGUGUCGUGGCUUGUCUAGCACAACGUAAGGCACAAUUAGCUGCUCGAAAAUUUUCAGAGAUUAAAGCAGGUUGAGCCUAAGAGUGAUAGUUGGCAUCUUUGACUUCGAAUUCUGAUCCUUUAUCAUGUGUGUCCCCAGGCAGGAGACCGAGUUGUUCUGCUCAUUGCCAAAAUGGGGAUUAGUGAUCUCCAUUCUCUGGGUUGUGGAAAGGAAGUGUCAAGCACGGGGCAUGGACCUGCUACUCAUCCGGUAACAUUGCCGGAAGGAAAGAACAGACAAAAGCCAUAUGUAAAUGUUAGUUUAAAUCCAUAAAAGCCAAGGUCACUGGAUAAUUUCAAGUUUCUCAGGACAUCACUGCCCUUCUCAACAACUAUCUAAAAAUAUGCUACGUGUACAUGGAUCACCAGGCUUUGCCUCUUUACUUCUAAGCAGUGAUGGCUGUGAGAAAAGGUUUGAAAGGACAAAGCUUCCUUCUGCCCCUCACCUAGAGCCCUGCUUUUCCAGAAGUUCCCAUGGCCUCCCUGAAAACUGUUAUUUCCCUCCAAGAUUUGGCAGCCUUCUUUAAUCUCAGUGAGAGACAUAAUUUCCCCUUUAAAAAAGGAUUGGGUGAAGGGCUACAGAAAAGGGGGUGUAACCUGGAUGUCACUCACUUGCUCACACCACAAGGUUGCUCCUUAAAGAAUUCCACUCACAGAACUGAGCCAAAAGAGGAGGAGAAGACCAGGGGGCCGGGCUUCUUAGGCAGGUAAGUCCAGAAGCCCCUCCUGGGGCCACCAAUGGUCUAACUGCUGCGUGACACUUGGCAAGUGAGCGAAAGAGCCUGAAACUGGAAAGCUUUCCAAGGACUAUACAGAGGAAAGUUGUGUGGGAAAUUUAGACCAUUUAGAACAUGGCAACCAAGCAGACAGAGCCGGUCACCGUCAUUAGCCUCCAGAAGCUGAGCCUGGAGACCCCAGAGCCACAGCCAAAAGAGUCAAAGACAUUCACCGUGGAAGACGCCGUGGAGACCAUUGGAUUUGGACGAUUCCACAUUGCUUUGUUUCUGAUCAUGGGCAGCACUGGGGUUGCCGAGGCCAUGGAGAUCAUGUUAAUAGCGGUCGUGUCUCCUGUCAUCCGCUGUGAAUGGCAGCUGGAGAAUUGGCAGGUGGCAUUAGUGACCACGAUGGUGUUUUUUGGCUACAUGGUAUUCAGCAUCCUCUUUGGCCUUCUGGCUGACAGAUAUGGCCGCUGGAAGAUUUUGCUCAUCUCGUUCCUGUGGGGAGCCUACUUCUCCUUGCUGACCUCUUUCUCUCCCUCGUACAUCUGGUUUGUCUUCCUGCGGACAAUGGUGGGCUGUGGUGUGUCUGGCCAUGCACAAGGGCUAAUCAUAAAGACUGAAUUUUUGCCUACAAAAUAUCGAGGCUAUAUGCUCCCCUUGUCUCAGGUUUUCUGGCUGGCUGGCUCCCUGCUUAUCAUUGGCCUGGCCUCUGUGGUCAUCCCCACCAUCGGGUGGCGGUGGCUCAUCCGCAUCGCCUCUAUUCCUGGCAUUAUCCUCAUCUUGGCCUUCAAGUUUAUUCCUGAGUCUGCUCGCUUCAAUGUCUCCACUGGGAACACUCAGGCUGCCUUGGCCACACUGGAGCACAUCGCCAAGAUGAACCGCUCCGUCAUGCCAGAGGGGAGGCUGGUGGAGCCCAUCCUGGAAAAAAGAGGAAGAUUUGCAGACCUAUUGGAUGCUAAAUAUUUACGGACCACAUUACAGAUCUGGGUCAUAUGGCUGGGAAUUUCUUUCGCCUACUAUGGAGUCAUUCUGGCCAGUGCCGAGCUGCUGGAGCGGGACUUGGUCUGUGGCUCGCGGUCUGAGGUGGUGGUGACUGUGGGGGACACAGAAGGGAGCCAGAGUCCCUGCCACUGCCACAUGUUUGCCCCCUCUGACUACCAGACCAUGAUUAUCAGCACCAUUGGGGAAAUUGCUCUGAAUCCUUUCAAUAUCCUGGGCAUUAAUUUCCUGGGAAGACGGCUGAGUCUUUCUAUCACCAUGGGAUGUACAGCCUUAUUCUUCCUUCUUCUCAACAUUUGCACAUCAAGUGCUGGCCUGAUUGGCUUCCUGUUCAUGCUGAGGGCUUUGGUGGCAGCCAACUUCAACACCAUCUAUAUUUACACUGCUGAGGUCUAUCCCACAACGAUGCGCGCUUUGGGGAUGGGGACCAGUGGCUCCCUGUGUCGCAUUGGUGCAAUGGUGGCACCAUUUAUAUCCCAGGUUCUUAUGAGCGCAUCCUUCCUGGGGGCCCUGUGUCUUUUCUCAUCAGUCUGCAUUGUAUGUGCCAUUUCUGCCUUUACUCUCCCCAUUGAGACCAAAGGACGAGCUCUACAGGUAAGUGAUGCAGAAAUCUCUUAAGUAUUCUCAGCUACCACCUUUUGACCAAAGGAAAUGACCUUGGAGCAUGGAAAUUCUUUGAAGUAGACAUGACAUCCAAGUGUGUACUGACACAAUGGUGUUGAGUAAAAAGCCUGAGUAUCCAGUUGGCUUGCAUGUAACUUUGAGCAGCACUGAAGCUAGAGUAACCAAUUAUUCACUCCAAACCUUUGCUAAACUCUUCAAAGACGAUAGUGUGGUGUGAUUUUCCCUGAAUAAUGUCUGUAUUCCACUAAAAUAACAACUAUAAAACUACCAUUGCCAUUACCAGGUACACAAAGGUAAAUGCGAGUCUCUUAAUUCAUUAUAAGUUUAUUAAGAAAUCAUCUAUUACUAGUUUCUAGUGUCUGACA
Molecule: messenger RNA, 3036 nt
Organism: Felis catus (domestic cat)
Lineage: Eukaryota; Metazoa; Chordata; Mammalia; Carnivora; Felidae
Gene: SVOPL
Product: SVOP like
Exons: 15
Coding region: 1181-2665 (494 amino acids)
Biological process (GO): transmembrane transport
Cellular component (GO): membrane
Molecular function (GO): transmembrane transporter activity
Source: RefSeq, a predicted model, not a curated record